CACGAGGUCAGGAUGGCCGGUUAUGAAGAGGAGCACGACGGGAAGUGCAUUACCGGUAAGCUGUCGUCAAGCUCCCCUUGACUUUCCGAAAGCCCAUAUUAACACCCCAUGCUUCAGUCUUCUCGGCGCCAAAGUACUGCGACAUGACGGAGAACAGGGGCGCGUACAUCAAUAUCGGGCCUGACUAUAAGCUCAAGUUCACUCAGUUCGAUGCUGUUCCCCACCCCAACAUUCGGCCUAUGGUGAGAAUCCCCAGAGACGCAGGCGUCGCAGCGUGUAAAGCUAACGCUUUCCUAGGCAUACGCUCAUAACUCAUUGAUGUCCUCCCUGAUGUAGCCCAAGCUGUUAGAAUGUAGGAGGCUUGAGAUCAGGCGAGACCGUGUUGAAGCAUCUAAGCGAGGUUUUGCAUACUCGAG
Canariomyces notabilis is the source of this 416-nucleotide messenger RNA. RefSeq lists its product as uncharacterized. NCBI's taxonomy places the organism in Eukaryota, Fungi, Ascomycota, Sordariomycetes, Sordariales, Chaetomiaceae. Bases 144 to 311 code for a protein of 55 amino acids. The transcript has a single exon. The record is from RefSeq and is a predicted model, not a curated record.